CGUUUCUUCAUCAGAGCUAGACAAUCAACUUUAAAAACAUGGCUGCGACGAGAAAAUCCAUCACGUUACUUCCUAUAGCUCUCGCGAUUCUCCUCUCUGUUACUGCUCGCAUCGAUUGCAGGACAUUUGAUAAUGAAGGGAAGCCGCAGGAUGCAAACGAGACCUGGUGCUGCCUGGUGCAUUGCGAAGCCAUCCACAGACAACGAUAGGCUUCAUCACAACAUAGACUACAGCUGCCGCCUUAGCGGGGUCAACUGUGAAUUGAUUCAAGUGGGUGGAAGCUGCUUCCAGCCUGACAAUGCAGUUUCGCAUGCUUCGGUCGCAAUGAACCUCUACUAUAAAGCAGCAGGGAAGCACCACUGGGACUGCCAUUUCAAUGGCUCAGCCAUAAUCGUAACAGGUGAUCCUUCCAUUGGCAAUUGCAUCUAUCCAGUGUAAUGGCUGCUGAUGAAGACCUUGUGAGCACGAGACAGGAGCGAUAUGAACAUCAAUCUGACAAACCAGUGCCUUAAAGAUAAUAAUGUUUCUUUUUUCUUGAUCAUAGUUAAUAAUGUUUCUUUUCUGUUUGGUACUGUUAAAGACAUGUCUGUCUCCCUCAUCCAGCUAUUGAAGCGGGUAUAAGAGAGGAAAGUUUGGAUAAUAUGGGCAAGUUGGAAUUUCCACGGCAAGUGUUCUUCUUCAUGCUGAUUACAUUGUUAUGAGGUUUCACUUGACAUUUUCAACAUUAAGGCCAAUCAUUCCUGUGUAUCUGUGAGGUGGCGUGCACAUUGCCUUACAAG
This is a messenger RNA of Eucalyptus grandis, 779 nucleotides long. Its product is annotated as major pollen allergen Ole e 10. The transcript has 4 exons. The coding region runs from base 133 to 438 and encodes 101 amino acids. The record is from RefSeq and is a predicted model, not a curated record. NCBI's taxonomy places the organism in Eukaryota, Viridiplantae, Streptophyta, Magnoliopsida, Myrtales, Myrtaceae.